Cheilinus undulatus (humphead wrasse) is the source of this 2612-nucleotide messenger RNA. RefSeq names its product calcium-binding mitochondrial carrier protein Aralar1-like. Gene Ontology annotation, molecular function: calcium ion binding; L-aspartate transmembrane transporter activity; L-glutamate transmembrane transporter activity. The record is from RefSeq and is a predicted model, not a curated record. NCBI's taxonomy places the organism in Eukaryota, Metazoa, Chordata, Actinopteri, Labriformes, Labridae. Bases 194 to 2236 code for a protein of 680 amino acids. Gene Ontology annotation, biological process: L-glutamate transmembrane transport; aspartate transmembrane transport; malate-aspartate shuttle. The transcript has 18 exons.
CCAUCCGUGUGAGCCCUCUCUGUCCGGAGCAUCCCUCCUAUCCCGGCGGCUCCUCCGCGGACAGUCAGAGUUAAAGGACGACACUUUGCUAAAUAUAUAUUGGAGUCCCAGACCUCUCCUGAGCUGUCAUGCCCGCUGACAUCCCGAUGCCCAGCGCCUGCGCUAGUCCACUGCAGCUGACGUCACACCCAGCAUGGCGGUCAAGGUGCAAGUAACAAAAAGAGCGGACCCCCAUGACUUGAAGAGUAUUUUUCUGAAGUAUGCCAGUGUGGUGGAGGAUGGGGAGCAUUACAUGACCCCCAGAGACUUUGUGCAGAGGUACCUGGGUCUGCAUGCACAACCUCAACAUAAUCCCAAGACCGUGGAGCUGAUAGCCGGCGUGGCUGAUACUACGAAAGAUGGGCUGAUUUCUUUCCAGGAGUUUCUGGCCUUUGAGUCGGUCCUGUGUGCCCCAGAUGCUCUGUUCAUUGUUGCCUUUCAGCUGUUUGACAAUACCGGCACAGGGAACAUCUCAUUUGAAAAUGUGCGUGACAUCUUCAGCCAGACCACGGUUCAUCACCACAUUCCCUUCAACUGGGACUGUGAGUUCAUCAGGCUACACUUCGGCCAUGAAAGAGACAAGAAGCUCAGCUACACAGAGUUCACACAGUUUCUGCAGGAGCUGCAGUUGGAGCACGCCCGCCAGGCGUUUGCACAGAAAGACAAGAAAAAAAGCGGCAGCAUCACUGCGUUGGACUUCAGCGACAUCAUGGCCACCAUCAGACAUCACAUGCUGACUCCGUUUGUAGAGGAGAACCUGGUUUCAGUUGCAGGAGGCAACAUCGCCCACAUGGUGAGCUUCUCCUACUUUAACGCCUUCAACUCCCUCCUCAACAACAUGGAGCUGAUCCGGAAGGUUUACAGCACCCUCGCCGGCUCUUACAGAGACACGCUUGUUACCAAAGAGGAGUUUGUUCACGCAGCAAAUAAGUUUGGACAAAUCACUCCAAUGGAGAUUGACAUCCUGUACCAGCUCGUCGGCCUGCACUCUCACUCCGGGCGGCUGAACCACGCAGACAUCGAGAGGAUAGCCCCGCUGGAGGAGGGAGCCAUGCCAUACCAGCUAGCAGAGGCCCAGAGACAGCACGCUCCCGAAACGUCUCGUCCCAUCUGGCUCCAGGCUGCAGAGUCCGCCUACAGGUUUACUCUGGGCUCAAUUGCCGGAGCCACUGGUGCCACUGCUGUGUACCCCAUCGACCUGGUGAAGACACGCAUGCAGAACCAGCGCUCCACAGGCUCCUUCGUAGGAGAGCUGAUGUACAAGAACAGCUUCGACUGUGCGAAGAAAGUGCUGCGUUACGAGGGCUUCUUCGGCUUCUACAGAGGUCUCCUCCCGCAGCUCAUCGGCGUCGCCCCGGAGAAAGCUAUCAAACUCACGGUGAAUGAUUUUGUCAGAGACAAGUUCACUUCACAAGAUGAUACCAUCCCUCUGGCUGCAGAGAUUCUCGCUGGUGGCUGUGCUGGAGGUUCCCAGGUGAUUUUCACCAAUCCUCUGGAGAUUGUUAAGAUCCGUCUGCAGGUGGCUGGAGAGAUCACCACAGGGCCCCGGGUCAGUGCCCUGAGUGUUGUGAGAGACCUGGGCUUCUUUGGCCUCUACAAGGGCGCCAAAGCUUGCUUCCUCCGUGACAUCCCUUUCUCCGCCAUCUAUUUUCCUGUUUAUGCCCACACUAAGGCCAAAAUGGCUGAUGAAGAUGGACAGCUGGGCGCCCUGCAGCUGCUCACUGCUGGAGCUAUCGCAGGUGUUCCUGCAGCUUCCCUGGUGACCCCUGCUGAUGUCAUCAAGACCAGGCUCCAGGUGGCGGCCCGGGCGGGCCAGACGACGUACAACGGAGUCAUUGACUGCUUCAGAAAGAUCCUGAAGGAGGAAGGUUUCAGGGCAUUUUGGAAGGGCGCAGGAGCUCGUGUCUUCAGAUCUUCGCCACAGUUUGGCGUGACCCUGGUGACUUAUGAGCUGUUGCAGAGAUGGUUCUACAUCGACUUCGGAGGACACCGUCCCAUGGGCUCCGAGCCGACCCCCAAACCAGCCCUCCAGGACCUUCCUUCUGUGACUGCAGACCACGUGGGCGGCUACCGUCUGGCUGCUGCAACCUUCGCCGGUGUGGAGAGAAAGUUCGGUCUGCACCUGCCAAAGUUCAAACCUUCCAGCGUGGUUACAAUCCAACCAGCGGAGUCCAAAGCGGAGCCGCAGCCUUCAUAAAGCGUCUCAUUCAUGUGCCUGAGAGGGCUGCAUGCUACUACAGUCAUGUUUUCCUCCAAACCACUUAUGAUACAAUGCCUUUGAGCCAUUGUCUUACUCUGAAUGCUGCAUGAGUUUUGGCUUUCUUGUGUUUUCUUUGCUCCACUUUAUUGUACACAUUGUACUUCUCUACAGAGGGACAUUCUGGCCUUAAGGAAGGGUUGAUUCUGCUUUAUCUGGUGUGUGCCGGCUUUUCUGGUGUGCAUGUGUCGGUUAUAUUUCGAAGACACGAGGAUGUACAAAUGUUUUCAAACUUUUUGAAAUCAUGACGGGGGACUUGGGCAAAUAAUUUAAAUGUAUUUAUUGUAUUUUAUUGAAAUAAAUCAAUCAAACUGUU